AGUGCUGAGGUAUGGAAAAGACCAAUCAGAAACACGUUAACAGAUGUCUUCUGAAGACCGCUGUUUCUAAAAAAUGAGGAAAAUGGAAGAGUCUCUGGAUUGAAAUUAACUUUGGUUUUUGAAGAGCUUUUCACUUAAAACUAAAUACAGCAUAUUGCCAUUUAUGCGCAUCCAUUUUCUCAGUGGUCUUCAAGAUCAACGCUACUUCACCAUGAGGAUAAUGUGGAAGUACCUGGAUAAAAUGAGGUGUUUUCGUAAGCGUUCAACAAUACCUUUUCUUGGAAUCCUUAUUACUUGUCUUCUUUUUGUGAACCUUUAUAUAGAAGAUGGAUAUGUUUUGGAAGAAGAUAAAAGAAUGAUGCGUGAAACAUCGACCCAUCAACUGAAUUCAGAAAGAUAUGUUCACACAUUUAAAGAUUUAUCAAACUUCUCAGGAACAAUAAAUGUUACCUAUCGUUACCUUGCUGGGUCACCUUUACCAAGAAAGAAGUUUCUUACAAUAGGACUCUCAUCUGUCAAAAGAAAAAGGGGGAACUAUCUACUAGAAACAAUCAAAUCUAUUUUUGACCAGUCGAGCUAUGAGGAACUCCAGGAGAUUGUUGUUGUUGUUCAUCUGGCAGAUUUUGACUUAAACUGGUGUGAAACUUUAGUUCAGGAUAUCACAAGGAAAUUUGCUCACCAUAUUAUAGCAGGCAGACUUCUUGUUAUCCAUGCUCCAGAAGAAUAUUAUCCAGUACUAGAUGGUCUUAAAAGAAAUUACAAUGACCCAGAGGAUCGUGUUAGAUUUAGAUCCAAACAAAAUGUUGAUUAUGCUUUCCUGUUGAACUUCUGCACCAACCUCUCUGAUUACUAUAUGAUGCUUGAGGACGAUGUCCGUUGCUCUAGAAACUUUUUGACUGCAAUGAAAAAGGUAAUUACCUCAAGGGAGGGCUCCUACUGGGUAACACUGGAGUUUUCUAAGCUGGGAUACAUUGGGAAGCUCUAUCACUCUAAUGAUCUCCCUCGACUGGCUCACUUCCUAUUAAUGUUCUACCAAGAGAUGCCUUGUGAUUGGUUGCUUAUCCACUUUCGAGGUCUUCUUGCACAAAAAGAUGUUGUACGCUUUAAACCAUCCCUAUUUCAGCAUAUGGGAUACUAUUCUUCAUAUAAGGGAGCUGAAAACAAACUGAAGGAUGAUGACUUUGAAGAAGAUUCGCUUGAUAUUCCUGAUAAUCCUCCUGCCAGUUUAUAUACAAAUAUUAAUGUAUUUGAAAACUAUGAUGCAAGCAAAGCCUACAGCAGUGUGGAUGAGUACUUCUGGGGAAAAUCACCUGCUACUGGGGACUUUUUUAUAAUUGUGUUUGAUAAAUCAACAAGGAUAAGCAAGAUUAAAAUUACCACAGGAACAGAUGAUCGUCAAAAUGAUAUUUUGCACCAUGGAGCCUUAGAAGUUGGAGAGAAAGUAAUUGGAACCAAAAAAGGCAAGCAAUGUUCUACCUACAUCACACUGGGGGAAUUUAAAAAUGGAAACUUUGAAGUUUAUGAUGUUGAACAUAAAAUUACAUUUCCUAUUGAAUGUGUGAGAAUUGUUGUUACAGCCAGUCAAAAAGAGUGGCUUAUUAUAAGGAGUAUAAGUCUGUGGACUACACAGUCUUCUAAUCAAUAGGACAACAGUGACUUAAUUACUCCAUUUCACAAAGGCAAUAUAUAUGAACUGUUUAUAGCUAUCUCUGUUUUCCCCACUGGAUAGUCUCAGACAUUGUUUAGUGCUUCAUAUUGAAUAUACGACAAUUACUGAAAAACACAUUUAUCAAUGGUUUCCAAUGUCGACUGCAUUAUUUAUUAAUUCUCAAGGUAAAAAGAUGUACAUUUGGAGAAUACUUCAUGAGAGAAAAGAAUAUGUCUGUUGAAACAAAAAAAAGAAAUAAAUAAAACAGGGGCAGUGGCA
This is a messenger RNA of Erpetoichthys calabaricus (reedfish), 1927 nucleotides long. It is a transcript of the gene mgat4c, whose product is annotated as mgat4 family member C. The transcript is spliced from 5 exons. Gene Ontology annotation, molecular function: acetylglucosaminyltransferase activity. Lineage: Eukaryota; Metazoa; Chordata; Cladistia; Polypteriformes; Polypteridae. The coding region runs from base 164 to 1645 and encodes 493 amino acids. Gene Ontology annotation, biological process: protein N-linked glycosylation. The record is from RefSeq and is a predicted model, not a curated record.